This is a messenger RNA of Setaria italica (foxtail millet), 1978 nucleotides long. RefSeq lists its product as uncharacterized. The transcript is spliced from 3 exons. The coding region runs from base 123 to 1721 and encodes 532 amino acids. The record is from RefSeq and is a predicted model, not a curated record. NCBI's taxonomy places the organism in Eukaryota, Viridiplantae, Streptophyta, Magnoliopsida, Poales, Poaceae.
UCAAAUCAAUCAACAUCCCCUGAGCCAGCGGUUCGCAGUCCGCACCUCCCCUUUGCGGAAAAAACCCUCUCCGGCAGCGCAAACCCCCGCUGCCCCAUCCAAACCUAGCUCCAAGAAGCCCCAUGCGGCUCCGCAGGCGUGUUGGCGACGGCGGCGGGGACCUCGGAGACGCGGCGAUGCUCGGCGCCGUGGGGCUUGGGGACUUCGCGCGGCUCGUCCUCCCCGACCACCCGCCCGAGGAGCUCGGGCUCGCCGCCGCCUACGACGACGCCUCGGGCCGCAUUUUGGUCUCCAUCGCCGGCGCCUCCGGCGCCCCCAUCUCCGCUUCCCCCGCCGAUCUCGCGGGCGCCCUCGAGCUGCCGCCCGGCCCGGUUGGCCUCGCCAAGGGGGUGGACGCGGCCUUGUUCGCCACCGCCGAGGCAAUCGCCGCCGUGAGUGGGUUCGUCCGCGAUCGCGUGAUUCUGGGAGGCGGAGGGGACGGAGGGCAUGCGUCGGGUGAGGUCGCUGCGGCGCUGCGGUUGGUGGAGGAGGGCAAGGCAUAUGAGGUGGACUGGGGCGGUUUGGUGUGGGCGGUGGUGAAGGGGGAGGUGGUGGACGGGACGCCGCGGCGGUACGCGCCGUACCUUAUCCAUCUGUUGGAGCGCCAAACCCCGGGUCUUUUCGCCGAUUUUGAUGGGAGGUUGCCUCGUCCGAAGAGAUGGAAAGGCCAGCAAUGCCAGUGGGAUUCUGUUGGGUUCCUUGCGUUGGAGGAGGAAGAAGAUCCCUCCUUGGUUUAUGGGGGGAGCCAGAACAUUGGGGACUUGGAGGAUAUGCCAAUCUUCGGUGAGGGCUCUGAUGUUAAGCUUUUGGGCCAUAAGAUGGAGUAUGAUGACAGGGAAGGAGGUUGUAGCCGGAGUUCUGCUCGACGCUCUAUUGAAAUGGAAGAUGAAGAUUACAACAAUGUCAAUGUAGAUGUUGGCCCUUUGGACACCACGUCUUAUCUUCCACUGCAGUACGUCGCUUGCCAACCUCUUUCCACUCUCUCGCCUUUCCAAGCAUGUAUGUCAAAAAUCCUAGGUUAUGUCCCUGCCAUGGAGAGUAGAUACUUGAAUUUGGAGAAGGCUUGCAGGGACACUCGGGAUGAAGUAGAGUGGAUUAAGAAAAUGGUGAUGGAAAAAGACCACUUAGUUGCAGCUACGAUGAGUGAUAUGCAAGAGGAGCUUAGACGGAGAAGUGCUUCCAUGCGUCCAUACGAAGCAGACAUGAAUCUGAUGUACCGCACGAUUCAACAGUAUGACAAAUUACUUGAGAAGUCUUUGGCUGAACUUCAGGAAGUUGCUGGCUCAGAUUCAGAGGUUCUUGGUAUCUCUAGUGGGCAGAAUCGUGCUUGGGUGCAGCAUUAUUCUAGCCAGAAGAUGAGCGUGAUUGAUGUAACAUGGUCUUUGAAGUCUUCAAAGCUUCUGAAGGAGAUUACAGAAGUGGAGAUGGGCAUAACGAAGCUCAAUCAUGAAGUACAAAGACUAAAGAAUUCCAGAUCAAUUCCAGACCUUAACAAUGGUGUGGAAGACAAUGAUGAGGCAGAAGCAUCCCAGAGGAAGAUAGAGGACAGUUCUUGUGCAAGUGAAGGAUGUCAUGUCAACAAUACCACACUGGGAGGAAAGCAGCUUCUUGAAUUGGUAGCAAACCCUGAUCAAAGGAAUGACACCGGGGAGAGAAUGGAUCAGAAUGGGGUUCAGCUCUGAAGAUGAAGCAUGCCAUGGUGGUGCAGCCUCAUAGGGAACAAGCUAGGAAAAAAAAGUUAUCUGCUUGCAUUUUGGUUGAAUGGUAGGUUGUGUGCAACUUAGUAUCGUGUGAUAGUGCUGAUCAGAUUGCACCAAUGUUUUGUCAUGUGAACCUUAGAUAGAGGUAUAAUUAUACAAGGUUAUCCCUAACUUAUUAGUCUGUAAGAAUGGUUUAACCAGUGGCAUGGGUGGUGCAAUGAUUUGGACAUCAUUUAGAA